This is a messenger RNA of Aedes aegypti (yellow fever mosquito), 1549 nucleotides long. Its product is annotated as ornithine decarboxylase 1. Bases 54 to 1367 code for a protein of 437 amino acids. Gene Ontology annotation, molecular function: ornithine decarboxylase activity. Gene Ontology annotation, cellular component: cytoplasm. The transcript has 3 exons. The record is from RefSeq and is a predicted model, not a curated record. Lineage: Eukaryota; Metazoa; Arthropoda; Insecta; Diptera; Culicidae.
CGUCUAGCAUUAGAUUAUUUAGCCAGUGUCGCGUAUGAAUUCAUCGAGGCAAGAUGAGUCUCCUCAGUGUUCUGAAAAAUAGGGUCGAAAUUGUCGACGACUCGGUUUCAUCCCGGGACCUUGUGAAUCGGUUGGUCACCCAAGGUCCUCAGGAAGAACCUCUGCACUUGACCGAAGUGGAUACGCUGGUCAAGCGUCACUACGAAUGGUUACAGCAUUUGCCACGGGUUAAACCGUACUACGCCGUCAAGAGUAACGAUGAGGCUUCCUUGGUAGAAGCAACCGUCCUGAUGGGAUUGGGCUACGAUUGCGCAUCGAUGGCCGAGGUUCGCCGAAUGUUGGAACUCGGGGUUGAACGGGAAAGGAUCAUUUUCGCGCAACCCCAGAAGACCAUCGUCUCGUUGCAAUAUGCACGCAAGCAUAAGAUUCUAACGGUUUUCGAUUCCGAAUGUGAACUUCGGAAGAUUCAUCAGCACUAUCCGGAGGCCGAAGUGUUGAUCCGCUAUCGGUUUGAUUCGAAAAAGUCAAAGGUAAACCUGGGAUCGAAGUUUGGAUGUGAAACAGAAAACGAAUCCAAAUCGUUACUUCAUGUGGCGAAACAGUUGGGCAUUAAAGUGGUUGGAUGGUGCUUCAACGUUGGAUCAGGGUGUACCGAUGCGGACGUUUUCUAUGCUGCCAUCAAGAAAGGUCGUGAAAUCCACGAUUACGCCACUUCCAUUGGGUUCAAGUUCAGGAUGAUCGAUUUGGGCGGGGGAUUCAUGGGCGAUAAAGGUUGUGGAAUAGAAGAGUAUGCGGUUCACAUCAAUCGAGCUUUGGAAGAAUGCUAUCCUGCAAGUGAAGACAUUUUCAUUUUCGCUGAGCCCGGCAGAUAUUACUGUGCGGCGGCUGUAACGUCUAUCAGUCCGGUGCAUGGGAAACGAAUUCUAUGCAACGAAAAUGACCCACUGAAGAUAGAGCAAGUAUUUUACUACUUCAACGAUGGAAUGUACGGGACGUUCUACAGCCCCCGUUAUCGAAACCAAACGUUGUACCCAAUCGUGUGGAAGUCCGGCGGCAAUCUUGGGACGACCUACAAAACGACUUUGUUUGGCCCUACCUGCGAUGGAAAUGACUUCUUUGCAAAGGACAUCGAUCUACCGGAACUGGAGGUGUCGGACUUUGUGGUGUUCGAAAAUCAGGGAGCCUAUGCGCGAGUUCAUUCGUGCCGGUUCAAUGGAUUUUGUCUGCCAAAAGUGAUCAACUAUAUGCGGAAGUGUACUUGGGAACUACUCGAAAAGGCAUCUAAAUCUCUAAAUCCGACCCAAGUUGUGCAGGACUCUGUGUAUUUACGAAACAAUCCCCAGAUCGAAGUGCUUGCUUUUGAUUGAUCCGAACUGGUGUUUAGUGUUGAUAUGAAUUAAUUGGAAAAAAAAAUAAAUAAAAAAUAUUUCUUUGACACAAGCAACAAAUAAUAUUUCACAGUGCUACGGAAUUGGUUCAAACCUAUUCAUCUCUCGUCGAAUCUUGUAAAGACCCAUGCCUUUGAUUAUUGAAAACCCUUCUAGAAGGA